This is a messenger RNA of Camponotus floridanus (Florida carpenter ant), 4816 nucleotides long. It is a transcript of the gene ry, whose product is annotated as xanthine dehydrogenase. Bases 513 to 4637 code for a protein of 1374 amino acids. Gene Ontology annotation, molecular function: iron ion binding; molybdopterin cofactor binding; FAD binding. Lineage: Eukaryota; Metazoa; Arthropoda; Insecta; Hymenoptera; Formicidae. The transcript has 25 exons. The record is from RefSeq and is a predicted model, not a curated record.
CAAUUUAUUUAAUAAUAAGAUUUUAUAAUAAAAAACUAUUAGCUUAACGUUUAUCAAUAAGAAUCUGGGGAAGUUAUUUCCACUUUUUCAGUAAAAUGGAAAAAUCACGCUUCGAAAAAAGAUUUUUUUCAUGAGAUUAUAUAUUUGUCAAUGAUACGUUAGUCAGUAGAUAUAGAAUAUCUUCCGAUGAUAACCCACAUGUCACUCUUAUUGUACGGAUUUGACUAUAGUUUAGAGCGUACAGCGACGCCGAACAGAUGUGAUUAUUCUAUUAUCUGUCUACAUGUUUCACGGAAACGAAGAGUGAGUGUAAACGUCUUGACGCUUCAGUGUUGCAUAAUAAUAGGAUUACAUAGUGAUUACAUUCUAUGUUGAAAUAAGACAAACUUAUUGGAUCAUCCAAACAUCUACUGAUACUUGUUUCACAGAAUAGUAUAUGUGAUCAUAGUGAUACAAAUAUAUUACAGUGAGUUAUAUGUUAAAAGAGAAUACAGAAGUAUAUCAAUUUGGAAAUGGAAGAAAACUUAAUUAAAGAAACAUUUAUAUGCAAUGGGAAUGUAAUUUCUAAUGAAUUUGAUGAAGCUGAUUUAUCAAGUGAUAAUGAGUCAAAAGAAACUCUAGUAUCAGAUACUCUUGUGUUUUAUGUAAACGGAAAGCAAAUAUCGGACAAAAAUAUAGAUCCACAAUGGACACUUUUAUGGUAUCUUCGCAACAAACUCGGAUUAACUGGCACAAAACUUGGCUGUGCAGAAGGAGGCUGUGGAGCUUGUACAGUUAUGAUUUCAAGAUUUGAUCGUGUUUCUGGCAGAAUUAUUCACUUAGCUGUUAAUGCAUGUUUGACACCGAUAUGUGCUGUACAUGGUCUAGCUGUAACUACUGUAGAAGGUAUAGGUAGCGUAAGAACAAAGUUGCAUCCAGUACAAGAGCGUAUUGCCAAAGCACAUGGAUCACAAUGUGGAUUUUGCACACCUGGUAUAGUUAUGUCUAUGUAUGCCUUGUUACGCAGUAUACCAAAACCAACUAUGGAAAAUCUAGAAAUUGCAUUUCAAGGUAAUCUGUGUAGAUGUACAGGAUAUAGACCGAUUAUAGAGGGAUUCAAGACUUUUACAGAAGAAUGGGAACAAUCACAAUUAAUGGCUAAUGUACGAAAAGAAGAAAUAAAUGAUACACGAGUUUGUUCAAUGGGCGAUGCUUGCUGUAAAAGAGCUUUCACUUCAGAACCCACUGAGAUUUUUAAUUCUAAAGAAUUCUGCCCGUAUGAUCCUACUCAAGAACCAAUAUUUCCACCAAAAUUAAAAAUUGAAUCUAAAUUAGAUGAGCAAUUUCUGAUAGUGAAAGGCAAAAACGUUACUUGGUACCGACCAACAAAUUUCAAGACACUGCUUGCCCUUAAAGAACAGUAUCCAAAUGCCAAAAUUGUGAUUGGCAACACAGAAAUCGGAGUCGAGGUAAAAUUUAAACAUCUAGUCUAUCCAGUACUUAUACAACCAACACAGAUAAAAGAGAUGCAUGAAAUUAUCAAAACGCAAGAAGCAUUGAGAAUAGGUGCAAGUGUGACUUUAGUUAAGCUUGAAGAAACAUUAAAACAUUAUAUUAAAACAGAACCUGAACACAACACGAGGAUCUUUACAGAAAUAAUAAAUAUGUUACAUUGGUUUGCUGGAAAACAAAUAAGAAAUGUUGCCGCCGUAGGUGGCAACAUAAUGACAGGUAGUCCAAUAUCAGAUUUAAAUCCAAUCUUUAUGGCAGCAAAUAUUAAAUUAAAUUUAUGUAGUUUAAAACAUGGAAGUAGAACGAUAUCAAUGGAUCAUACUUUCUUUGUUGGAUAUCGACGUAAUGUCGUUUUACCCGAGGAAGUACUAGUCUCCAUCGAUAUUCCCUUCACAAAAGAGAAUCAAUAUUUUAUUGCUUAUAAGCAAGCAAAAAGACGAGAUGAUGAUAUAGCCAUAGUCAAUAUGGCUUUGAAUGUACAUUUUGCUCCUGAUGAAAAUAUAAUUCAGGAAGCGCAUAUCGCGUUUGGUGGAAUGGCGCCUACAACUGUUUUAGCAAGAAAGACAUGCCAGAAGAUAAUUGGAAAAAAAUGGGAUAAAUCAAUUUUGGAGGAGGUUUACGAUUCUUUGCUCGAAGAAUUACCGUUAGCUGAUGAUGCACCGGGAGGAAUGAUUAAAUAUCGUCGAUCUCUCACUCUCAGUUUAUUUUUUAAAGGAUUUGUGCACAUCUCCAAGAAAUUGUCGGAAAAUAUUUUGACUGUAGAGCACUUGCCAAGGGAAAUAGAAAGCGCAUCAGAGUGUUUCCAUUACAAAGCGCCAAAAAGUUCACAAUAUUACCAAGUGGUAUCCAAAGAUCAGGAAUCACAUGAUCUAAUAGGACGCCCUAUUGUGCACGCUAGUGCAUUCAAGCAAGCAACAGGAGAAGCGAUAUAUUGCGAUGAUAUGCCCAAAUAUACAGAGGAAUUAUACUUAACAUUAGUUCUUUCCACUAGAGCGCAUGCAAAAAUUUUAAGAAUAGAUCCUACUAAGGCAUUAUCCAUGGAAGGAGUCGUAUCAUUUUUUUCUUCAAAAGAUAUAGGGGAAGACAUAAAAUGGGGCCCUAUAUUUCACGAUGAAGAGGUAUUUGUAUCAGAAAAGGUUACGAGUCAAGGUCAAGUAAUUGGUGCAAUUGUUGCUAUAGAUCAAAUUAUUGCUCAGGCUGCGGCAAGAAUGGUUGAAGUAGAAUAUGAAAAUAUAGAACCUAUUAUUAUAUCCAUCGAGGAUGCUAUCGCGCACGACUCAUUCUUCUCUGGCUUUUCCAAUUGCAUCAUUAAAGGCGAUUCAGAAAAAGCUUUUAGAGAAGCAGAUCAUGUUAUAGAAGGAGAAAUACGCAUAGGUGGCCAAGAACAUUUUUAUUUGGAAACGAACGUUGCUAUUGCCGUACCUCGCGAAGAGAAUGAAUUGGAAGUGUUCUGUUCCACGCAACAUCCCACUGAGAUACAAAAAUUAAUCGCUCACGUCUUAAAUAUACACAUCAACAGAGUUAAUGUUCGCGUGAAGCGUUUAGGCGGCGGAUUCGGAGGGAAAGAAUCCCGUUCAUCAUUACUCGCGAUACCAGUCGCAUUUGCAGCACAUAGAUUGCAGAAACCAGUUCGUUGUAUGCUAGACAGAGACGAAGAUAUGCUAAUAAGUGGAACACGACACCCAUUUUUAUUUAAAUAUAAAGUUGGAUUUAAUGAUGCCGGUCUCAUUAAAGUGGUGAAAUUGCAUAUAUACAAUAAUGCAGGCUAUUCUUACGAUUUAUCAGUAGCAGUAUUACAACGUGCCAUGUUCCACUUUGAAAAUUCAUAUAGAAUUCCGGUAUCAGAAGUAUAUGGAUAUAUAUGUAAGACAAAUUUACCAUCAAAUACAGCUUUCCGUGGUUUUGGUGGACCGCAAGGAAUGUUUGUCGCUGAAACUAUCAUUCGACAUAUCGCCGAAUAUUUGGAACUGGAUGUCGUUAAAUUAUCCGAAUUAAAUUUAUACAAAGAAGGUGAUUUAACGCAUUACAACCAACAACUUGUUAAUUGUACCUUGGAUCGUUGUUGGCGCGAAUGUGUAGCAUCUUCUCGUUAUAAUGAAAGAAUAGUCGAGAUCCAACGUUAUAAUAGGGAGAAUCGAUUUAAAAAGAAAGGUCUCGCGAUUGUACCUACAAAGUUUGGUAUAUCAUAUACUCUUUUAACUUUAAAUCAAGCGGGCGCAUUGGUACACAUUUAUACCGAUGGGUCAGUGUUAAUAUCUCAUGGUGGGACUGAGAUGGGACAAGGUCUACAUAUAAAAAUGAUUCAAGUUGCUAGCAGAGUACUAAAAGUAAAUCCAGACAAGAUACAUAUUAUUGAAACAGCUACUGAUAAAGUUCCCAAUACAUCUGCUACUGCGGCAAGCGCUGGAUCCGAUCUCAAUGGCAUGGCUAUUAUGAAUGCUUGCGAGAAAAUUAUGAAACGAUUACAACCGAUAAUAGAUAGCGAUCCAGAAAGUACUUGGGAAGAUUGGAUAAAGACGGCAUAUAGCCAAAGGAUAAGUCUGUCUGCUUCCGGUUUUUAUCGAACACCCAAUAUCGGGUAUUCUUUCGAUACUAAUUCGGGAAAUCCGUUUAAUUACUUUACGUAUGGCGUCGCCUGUACGGAAGUUGAAAUUGACUGUCUCACUGGAGAUCAUGAGGUUUUACGAACAGAUAUUGUUAUGGAUUUGGGAGAGAGUUUAAAUCCAGCCAUUGACAUUGGACAAGUCGAAGGUGGUUUUAUUCAAGGAUAUGGUUUAUUCACGUUAGAAGAAAUGAUUUAUUCACCAACGGGAACUUUAUUCAGUAAAGGACCUGGUGCAUACAAAUUGCCGGGUUUCGCCAAUAUACCUCAGGAAUUUAAUGUUUCUCUGUUAAAAGGAGCUUCCAAUCCAAGAGCAAUAUACUCUUCUAAGGCUGUUGGUGAACCACCAUUAUUUCUAGCAUCAUCUGCAUUCUUUGCUAUUAAAGAAGCAAUUAAGGCUGCACGUAAAGAUAUGAAUAUUCAUGGCUAUUUUAGAUUUGAUGCUCCUGCAACUGCCGCAAAUAUACGUAAUGCAUGCAUAGAUAAUUUGACAAUGAAGAUUAUAGAGCCUGAUUUAAAGCGACAAUGGAAUAUGGUGCCAUAAUCUAUGAAAUUCUUAAGAUAUUGCCUUUAUAUUUUUUAAAUUGUUUUUAUAACAAAAUUAUGAAAAUAACAAUCUAAUACUGUGGAAUACAUAUGGACAAUUUUUUAUCAAUUAUUAUUUUAUCAAAUAAUUAGAGCUUUAAUUGUGUGAUAUAAAUAAGCUUUACAUGUAAUACUAUA